AUGCGGAACAGAACCGGUCUAGUGCUCUGUGCCCUUGUCCUCCUGACGGGCUUCCUGAUGAUCUGCCUGGGAGCCUUCCUCAUUUCCUCAGGAUCGAUGUUCAACUGUCGAGGGAACCUGAUCCUGGCCUAUAUGCUUCUGCCCCUGGGGUUUGUGAUCCUUCUGAGUGGAAUUUUCUGGAGUACCUACCGCCAGGCCAGGGAAAGCAAAGGGGUGUUCACGCACGUGCUCAGACGACACCUUGCUCACGGGGCACUGCCCCUGGCCACAGUCGACAGGCCAGAUUUCUACCCCCCUGCGUAUGAAGAGAGUCCUGAUGCGGAGAAGCAACCCUGUCCGGCAGAGGCAGAGGCCUCGGAUGUCCCUCCACCUGUGUACACAGAGAUGGGCCUUGGAUUCGAGGAUGCACCUGACGCCUGCCCAGAGGCCCCACCUUCCUACGAGGAGUCCGUGGCAGGCGGGGUGGCGACAGCCACACCAUUUGCAGGACGCUCAGGAUGCUGA
Molecule: messenger RNA, 504 nt
Organism: Prionailurus viverrinus (fishing cat)
Lineage: Eukaryota; Metazoa; Chordata; Mammalia; Carnivora; Felidae
Gene: TMEM252
Product: transmembrane protein 252
Exons: 2
Coding region: 1-504 (167 amino acids)
Source: RefSeq, a predicted model, not a curated record